AUGCCCAAGGCCACCACCCCUACUGCCAUGCGGCAGACACGACGACACAACCCUCUCGAGGAUGACAUCACAGCUACUGGUAUCCUCAAGAACAAACCUUCCAAGAAGCGAUCAAAAGGCAACGAUGAUGAGGCAGAAAACUUUGUUGACGACCGCGCCUCUCGAACAAUUUUGCGCAUAGGUCGCGAGCUGGCCGAGGAGGAGAAUGCCGGCAAGCCUGUCGCUGCUAAGCCCACUAUUGACAACUUCGGUUACGAUUCGCGAUUUGGCGACGAGGCUGAGGAUGAGAACAAAGUCUACGACGACGACGAGGCUUGGGGCGAGGAUGACGAGGUUGUUGAAGAGAUUGAGGUUGAUCCCAAUGACCUUGACAUGUACCGAAAGUUCAUGCCCGACGAGGAGGAUGACGAUUUGCUCAAGCACGGUUGGGAUCUUAAGCCCACAGGAGAGGAGCAAGGCGACAGCGUCAACCUCGCAGAUCUAAUUCUGGAGAAGAUUGCUGCCCACGAGGCGGCGCAGGAGCGACGUGAGAACAACCUGGGACCCCCCGACGAGGAAGAGUUUGAGCUGCCCGAAAAGGUUGUCGAUGUAUACACCAAGGUUGGCCAGAUCCUUGCGCGAUACAAGUCCGGUCCCUUGCCAAAGCCUGCGAAAAUUAUGCCAACAGUGCCGAACUGGGAGGCUCUGGUCAACAUCACCCAGCCCGAGAGCUGGUCGACCAACGCCUGUUAUCAAAUGACAAGAAUCUUCAUUUCAAGCAAGCCUCAAGUGGCUCAGCGAUUUAUGGAAAUGGUCAUCCUCGACCGUGUCCGUGAGGAAAUUUACGAAACCAAGAAGCUCAACGUUCACUUGUUCAACUCGCUCAAGAAGGCCCUUUACAAGCCUGCUGCUUUCUUCAAGGGUUUCCUGUUCCCUCUCGUUGGCAGCGGAACAUGCACACUCCGAGAGGCCCAUAUUAUUUCUGCUGCCUUGGUUCGAGUCUCUAUUCCCGUUCUUCACUCUGCUGCUGCUCUGAAGGGUCUGUGUGAUAUCGCUGCUCAGGAGGCAUCGCACGGUACUGAGGGUGGAGGUGCCACCAACAUUUUUAUCAAGGCCCUUCUCGAGAAGAAGUACGCGCUCCCCUUCCAGGUUAUUGAUGCCCUGGUCUUCCACUUCCUGCGAUUCCGAAGUGUCGAUCCUGCUUCAGUUAAGGCCGGCGACACCAUGUCAGGUAUCAACGAGGGAGAUGCCAAGACUAAGUUGCCCGUUAUCUGGCACCAGUGUUUGCUUGCAUUUGCCCAGCGUUACAAGGGUGAUGUGACAGAAGACCAACGUGAGGCUCUGCUUGAUCUUCUCCUGACGCACGGUCACGCUGCUAUUGGACCUGAGGUGAGGAGAGAGCUGUUGGCCGGAAGAGGCCGUGGUGUGCCCAUCGAGCAAACAGGCCCGGCGCUGGAUGGUGAUGAUACCAUGCUCAUCGACUAA
Molecule: messenger RNA, 1464 nt
Organism: Fusarium pseudograminearum CS3096
Lineage: Eukaryota; Fungi; Ascomycota; Sordariomycetes; Hypocreales; Nectriaceae
Exons: 2
Coding region: 1-1464 (487 amino acids)
Biological process (GO): rRNA processing
Cellular component (GO): nucleolus; preribosome, small subunit precursor; cytoplasm
Molecular function (GO): snoRNA binding
Source: RefSeq, a predicted model, not a curated record